AUGAUCGUGUUAAUGAUAAUGAUUAUUGAAGGGUGCUUUUUUUUUUGCUAUACUGUGUCGGUAAGACAAAAAUCAACCACAAGCCCCGAUGAGCGCGACAUUCCAGCCACCGAGUUUCCUGUGCUGUGCUUCAACCAAGCAAUGCCAACUUCUGAAGAGACCGCUGUUUACCUCAAUGAUUACACCGACACAACCGAAGUACUACCGCUUGAAUUACAGCGUAAUUUUACUCUCAUUCGACAAUUAGACGAAGGAGCUCAAGAUCUUAUGGAAAAGGUCGCUGAGAAAUCUCUCCGAUUAGCAGAAGCCAAGACUGUAUUGUUACCAGAAGAGCGUCAGGAGCAACUAGUUGUCAUUGGGCGACUUUUGAACGAAGCGCUCAAAAAAGGAGAAGAAAAGUUUGCACUUGCAAAGUCAAUUUAUGAUACUGUCGAUAGACAUUGUACACGCCUAGAUAAUGAUUUACAAAAGUUUGAGAAUGGAAAAUACGGUGGAUCUGGUCGAUCUAUUGAACAGCAGACACCCACAAGAGCACAAACAGAAGAAAUUAGUAUUGAGCCUGAAAAAGGCAAACGAAGAAAGAGAACAGAAAAAAAAAAUGAAGAACAAGAAGUAAAUAUGUCGAAAUUGAUUUCAAUGAUGAAUUAUGAUGACACUUAUAAUGGUGGUGGUGGUAGUGGUGUUGAGUAUGAGGAUAACUAUGAAUCAAAUCUACAAGGAACAAAUUAUUACAGCAGAAAAAAAGGGAAAGAAAGGGAAAAAACGAAAGACUGUGGAGAAGGAAGUAGAACAAGUAGUAGAGCCACAGGGGAAUUAUCUUUCUACAGAAGAUGCAAAAAAUCAUGCAGAAGCAUAUUUUACUGUGAUUUUGAUAGUGUGAUUUCGAUGAGCCAUCUUCCAAUUGACCCCAAUGAACCGUUAUAUUGCUACUGCCAGCAGGUAUCAUUUGGUGAAAUGGUUGCCUGUGACAAUGAAGAGUGUGAUAUCGAAUGGUUCCACAUUGAAUGCGUUGGUCUAAAGGUCCCACCCAAGGGCAAGUGGUACUGCAAGAAUUGUGGAUCUGACACAAAGAAGCCAAGGAGGUUAUUGUAA
Phycomyces blakesleeanus NRRL 1555(-) is the source of this 1092-nucleotide messenger RNA. RefSeq lists its product as hypothetical. Bases 1 to 1092 code for a protein of 363 amino acids. NCBI's taxonomy places the organism in Eukaryota, Fungi, Mucoromycota, Mucoromycetes, Mucorales, Phycomycetaceae. The transcript is spliced from 9 exons. The record is from RefSeq and is a predicted model, not a curated record.